Molecule: messenger RNA, 852 nt
Organism: Petromyzon marinus (sea lamprey)
Lineage: Eukaryota; Metazoa; Chordata; Hyperoartia; Petromyzontiformes; Petromyzontidae
Product: tyrosine-protein kinase Srms-like
Biological process (GO): positive regulation of kinase activity; cell surface receptor protein tyrosine kinase signaling pathway; protein phosphorylation
Cellular component (GO): plasma membrane; signaling receptor complex
Molecular function (GO): transmembrane receptor protein tyrosine kinase activity; ATP binding
Source: RefSeq, a predicted model, not a curated record
AAAAAGCAUUUCUGUCUUCAUAUACAUACACGUGUUCAUUUCUCUGUGACUUUCAUUUUUCUCCGUAUUGUAUUGAUGUCUCUGUGCGCCUAUGUCCCUCAAUACUCAUCUCCCUGUGUACUCAUCUCCCUGUGUACUCAUCUCCCUGUGUACUCAUCUCCCUACAUACAACAGGAAAUCUUCUGGCCUUCCUCGAGAAGAAAUCUUCCUCCAACCGUGACCGUUACUACCUCAAAAUGGCUGCCGAGGUGGCCGAGGGGAUGCGCUUCCUGGAGGAAGAGGGCUGCGUGCACCUUGAUCUUCGUGCGGCCAACAUUCUUCUCGACGACGGCUUCGGCUGCAAGAUCGCGGGAUUCCAGCUCGUCCGCAAGCUCGCGGGCGAGGUGUAUCAAAUCAGUGAAGGAGAUAUGCUGCCCGCACGCUGGUGUGCCGUCGAGGCGUUCACUACCAAAGUCUGGACGUCCAAGUGUGACUCCUGGUCUUUCGGGGUGCUGCUCUUCGAGAUUUACACGGACGGCACCCUCCCUUACAAAGGGAAGACGCACAGGGAGGUGGUUGAGCUGCUGAAGCAGGGAAUCCGCCUACCCCGUCCAAGCGUCUGCCCUGAUGCCGUGCACCGCGUCAUGUCCUCCUGCUGGCAUGAGGACCCACUGACGCGUCCCGACUUUGGCGAGAUGUACACCUCCCUGAGCUCACUCAUCCGGGCCUAAGCUCCACUUUCGGGUUGACACCUUUUUCACUGUAAUCCAAGCCUGGUACAGAGGAUGUCGUGUGUUUAAUCCCGACCCUGAUGGCCGUAUAUUUGAAGUUUGCAUGUUCUCUCUCGCUCCCCGCACUCGCGUUAAUUUUUCU